ACGUUCGUUUCUUGGUACAUGAAGCAUUCAACUUUGCAAACAGAAAGGGCGUCAAAGGAACGUCUCUCUCCCUCUAAGGCUACGCAACUACUAAAGCAAACUGCAAGGAAAUCCCUCAGCUCUUCAAGCAUAGAAGCCAAAAAAACAAAGACAAAGACAGGAAAACCCCCUUCCAGAGAAAAAAAAUGGGUGAUUCAAAGGUAGAAACGAUCUCCAGAUUAGCUCAAUGGAGGAUCGACAACUUUGGUCCUUGUUCUUACAAAAAAUCCGACCCUUUCAAGGUCGGUCUUUGGAACUGGCACUUGUCUAUAGAGAAGAAUCGAUAUUUGUACAUUCGUUUAUUUCCUGAGCCAUCUCGGGUGUCUAAGGAGCAGCCUCCUUAUGCCAAAUUUAUACUUCGGAUCUCAAAUGCUGGUGCUAAUCGUAGACUUUAUAUCUCCCCAGUUCAUGAUAGACCGCUGCGAACAUGUGAUGACUUUUGUUGGCCUGUUGAUUCUACAUUCCAUGGGCGCUUCAUUAUUGAUGUCGAGUUCCUGGACCUGAAGAUCUGCCCUGUAAAUGGUGGUGACUCUGUUUCCAUAUGGCCCAUUGAUGGAGCAAUGCAAUCUGUGUCAACUCAAAGCUCCCUGCGCUGCCUUGCUCGCAUGCUUGAAGAUGGUCUUCAUGCUGAUGUUACUAUCAAGACUGCUGAUGGUACUCUAAGAGCACACAAGGCAGUUCUAUCUGCAAGUUCACCCGUUUUUGCAAGUAUGUUCCACCAUGACCUUAUGGAAAAGGCAUCAUCCAUAAUCCAUAUAGAGGAUAUGUCACUGGAAUCUUGCAUGGCCCUUCUAAGUUACUUGUAUGGAACUAUAAAGCAAGAGGACUUUUGGAAGCAUCGACUGGCAUUACUGGGAGCAGCAAAUAAAUAUGACAUUGUAGAUCUAAAAGAUGCUUGCGAGGAAAGCCUCUUAGAAGACAUCAACUCGCAGAAUGUCCUUGAGAGGCUGCAGGAGGCUUGGCUUUACCAAUUGAACAAGCUGAAGAAAGGGUGCAUGAUGUACUUGUUUGAAUUUGGCAAGAUUUAUGAUGUUAGAGAUGAAAUCAAUAACUUUUUCAGGCAGGCAGACAGGGAACUGAUGUUAGAGAUGUUUCAGGAAGUGCUGACAGUUUGGAAACUGGUAUGACUUUCCUUGGGAGUUUUUACCUUUCAGUUGCUGGUGAGCAGACAAACACAUGGGUGUCCUUACAGUAUAGUUUGUUGUAUAUUACUCAAUGAAAUCCACAUUUUGUUUUUUCUUUUACACUCUUGUAAUAUGCAUAUAUAGGCCUGCAUGCUAAACUCUUUUCGUGCCUGGAACCAAUAGCUUGAGGUUGUGUAGCUUCGUAUAGUAACUGAUAUAAAAACUUCAUUUGUAUUCAAGGAAUGUAAGCUUGGGUUGUUGAAAGUGUCUUCUCUGUGAAGUUUCCUGUGCA
Durio zibethinus is the source of this 1455-nucleotide messenger RNA. Its product is annotated as BTB/POZ domain-containing protein At1g21780-like. NCBI's taxonomy places the organism in Eukaryota, Viridiplantae, Streptophyta, Magnoliopsida, Malvales, Malvaceae. Gene Ontology annotation, molecular function: protein binding. The record is from RefSeq and is a predicted model, not a curated record.